GCAUUAUGCUAGUUUUUUUUUUUUUUUUUUUUCUUAUUCAGACAUGUUUCCAGUUUCUUCGCUCAUUCAGCAUUUAGUUCAUAUUUUAGCUAGCUCUCAGCUCCAGCAUUUUUAGCUAACUGCUCUGGCGUCUUUAGCGGUCACGCUCAGCUUACAGCAUUCACACUUGCAUUAUUGCAGGUAGUGCAAUAUAUCGAGUUCAAUUUGUUUAGUUGUUUGUUUUAUUUAGAGUCUCUCCCCCUCAGAAAUCUUAAAGGUUUCCGCUGCAUUCAAAUGCACUUAAGGAAGUAAAGAGCUCCCGCCUCUUUCAACAGCAGCUGUUAAAACCACACAGAGCAGCUACAGUGCUGCUGAAGGUUCUUGCAGAACUAGAAUAGGGCUGAGGAACAACCUUCUUCUCAUCAUGAGAGCUCUUCGUUUACUCUUCGCCUGUGUGUUCAUGAUGCUGCUGAAGAUCUCAUCUUCUAAAGGGGUGAACCCGUGUUGUUACUUCCCCUGCCAAAACUCUGGGGUGUGCGUGCGGUUCGGCCUGCAGGACUACAGGUGUGACUGCACUCGCACAGGUUUCUAUGGAGACAACUGCACCACCCCUGAGUUGUGGACCAGAAUCCGCCUGGCGCUCAAACCCAGCCCGUCCACGGUCAACUUCCUGCUGACCCACUUCCAGUGGUUCUGGGACCUGGUCAACCGCUCCUUCCUCAGAGACUCCUUCAUGAAGCUGGUGCUGACAGUCAGAAGUGAUCUGGUUCCGAGCCCCCCCACCUACAACACCAAGUAUGGCUACCUGAGCUGGGAGGCGUACCACAACACCUCCUACUACACCCGGAUCCUCCCUCCUGUUCCUGCAGACUGCCCUGUGCCCAUGGGAACUAAAGGGAAACCCGUCCUUCCAGAUGUCAAGCUGUUGACCGAAAGAUUCUUCAGGAGGCAAAAGUUUCGUCCAGAUCCGCAAGGAACCAAUCUGAUGUUUGCCUUCAUGGCUCAACACUUCACCCACCAGUUCUUCAAGACCAACCGCAAAGCUGAAGGAGGUUUCACCAACGCUCUGGGACACGGGGUGGAUGCCAGCAAUAUUUAUGGAGAAGACCUCGACAGACAACAUCAACUUCGGCUUCACAAAGAUGGAAAACUAAAGUACCAGCUGGUGGACGGUGAGAUGUACCCCCCUACAGUUGCAGAGGUUCCCGUUCACAUGGUGUACCCCGACAGUCUACCCCCCGAGCAGCGCCUGGCCAUCGGACAGGAGGUGUUCGGCCUCCUGCCCGGCCUCACCAUGUACGCCACCAUCUGGCUGAGGGAGCACAACAGAGUCUGCGACAUCCUGAAGGCAGAACAUCCGACCUGGGAUGAUGAGCAGCUCUUCCAGACCUCCAGACUCAUCAUCAUUGUGUCCAUCUCAGGUCAGAUCAUCCGCAUAAUCAUAGAAGAGUAUGUGCAUCAUCUGAGCGGCUACCAUCUGAAGCUGAAGUUUGAGCCCUCACUGCUUUUCAACGUGCGUUUCGAGUACAGCAACCGCAUCGCCCUGGAGUUCUGUCACCUCUACCACUGGCACCCUCUGAUGCCAGACGCCUUCCUCAUCGACGGCGAUGAAAUCCCGCUAACCAGCUUCUUGUACAACACCUCCCUCCUCAUGCACUACGGUGUGGAGAAAAUGGUGGAAGGUUUCUCUCGACAGUCAGCAGGACAGAUCGGGGGAGGCCGUAACUCUCAUGAAGCUCUCCUGAAGGUGGCCCAGAUGGUGAUCAAAGAGUCCAGAAGCACUCGUGUGCAGCCUUUCAAUGAAUACAGGAAAAGGUUCAACUUGAAGCCGUACAAAUCCUUCCAGGAGUUCACAGAUGACAAAGAAAUGGCUGCAGGUUUAGAAGAGCUGUACGGUGACAUCGACGCUCUGGAGUUUUACCCCGGCGUCCUGCUGGAGAAAGCUCGAGCCAACGGGAUAUUCGGCGAGAGCAUGGUGGAGAUGGGCGCGCCCUUCUCCCUGAAGGGGCUGAUGGGAAAUCCCAUCUGCUCUCCACAGUACUGGAAGCCCAGCACCUUUGGAGGAGAGACAGGCUUCAACAUCGUCAAAACGUCCACUUUAAAGAAGCUCGUUUGUCUCAACACUAAGUGGUGUCCGUACGUGGCGUUCCACGUCCCACGAAACCAGGAGGCGGAAGGAGGAAAAACGAACACCGAACUCUGAGGAGGCGCCUCACCUGCUCAGAGGGAGGAAGGAUGAAUACUUGAUUUAAGGUCCAGACUGUUUACCUGUGAACAAAAAUGUUUCACCGUAAAUUUCUCUGGUCUUUUUAAAAACUUCUACCUGUUUACAUGCUUUUAUUUUGGUAAUUUCAGUUAAGUAUUGUUUGCUUUUAGUUUAUUUGUGUUAAGUUAGUAAUUAUUACUUUAUUUGAUGCAUUUUUAAUGUUUUUUGAAGCAUAAAGUUUCUCAGUUUGGACAAAAUGGAAAUGGAUCCAAGUGACAAUUAUUUAAAAGGAAUUAGCAUAUUUGAAACACUUUGUACAAGAAAUGUGAUGCGAAAGACGAAGCCGUUAAACUAAGACUGACUCCGUCUCUGUGGUUUGAUUAUGUCUCUUUUCCGGUUUCUCUGUGGUUUAGC
Messenger RNA from Oryzias melastigma (Indian medaka), 2599 nucleotides. RefSeq names its product prostaglandin-endoperoxide synthase 1 (gene ptgs1). Gene Ontology annotation, molecular function: oxidoreductase activity, acting on single donors with incorporation of molecular oxygen, incorporation of two atoms of oxygen; peroxidase activity; prostaglandin-endoperoxide synthase activity. Bases 404 to 2182 code for a protein of 592 amino acids. Gene Ontology annotation, cellular component: neuron projection; cytoplasm. The transcript has 11 exons. The record is from RefSeq and is a predicted model, not a curated record. Gene Ontology annotation, biological process: response to oxidative stress; cyclooxygenase pathway. NCBI's taxonomy places the organism in Eukaryota, Metazoa, Chordata, Actinopteri, Beloniformes, Adrianichthyidae.